AGCUUCCGCAUCUUGUCUUUCGUCAUUGGCCUCGACGGUGAAUGACCAAAAAGACAGCGUUCCGAACUCCCACGUUGCGCAGCGUCUCUAAGCCGGCGGCAGAUUUGCCGAGCGGCUGUGUCCAUCCGCGUUUAGCACAAGCGUAUCCGUCGACCUUGCCCACACCUACCUGCCCUCUAUAACAUCCUCUGCACCUCGGACGAUGUCUACAGUCACUGCGUGGUCGCAAUUUAUAUCAGAUCGCAGUAACAAUCGAGCCUGGCAGAUUCACCAGUCACCCUAUCUCGCUCGCACGGACUCUGCUGCUUCUCGCAGGGCAAUAGCCAUGGCUCAAACCGACCAAAAUGCUGUCGUGAUCAACAUGGGCGAGACUGCUCCAUCCAACAGCAACGCUGGUACACAGGAGAAGAAAAAGCAAGAUACUUUGUUUGGGCCGAAUAUCGGCAUAGUCAGCACUGGUCCAAAGUGGACUGAACGGACAGAUAAAUCGACUAACGAGCUGACACCGGAGGUUGUGAAGGGUUGGGUCGCCAAAAGCAAAGAGGCAAACCAUGUGACAACAACCUUGCAAGCACUCGUGAAUCUCAAGCGACCAACACUUCGGCUCACUCCCCUAGAAGUCUCUUCUGCAGAUGACCCCGAUCACAAAGACUCUCAGCACCAUCAUGGUCUCGAGUUUGAGUACGACUGCGACUCCGCCAAGUGCGGAAUCUACGUGCAUGUCAUCCUAUCUCCAUCUCAUCACCUAGCACAAACCUCUGCAGGCAACCAACAGACAAAACUGCUUGUCUUCGAAACUGUGACCGAAGGUGGGUUCGGUAAGAUCCUCAAACUAGAGGCGGGCGCUAUGCUUGAGCUUGGUCGGUUUGAACACCGCCCUCGGACAUCUUCACUUGUUAGUGACGAGUUGGCGGCAUCUUCAACGCCUUCCGAGAUUCCUGGCUCAGAUGAUGCUACUUCAAUUGGUACUGAACCCCGACAUCGAAAGCGUUUCACCCAUUUCCAUUUCCGAAAGCGAAACGUCGAUCGGUCGGUCGCAGGACCUGCUCUUGCUGUCCUAGAUGCAGAAUCACAUACGCAUCCCUCGGACGGCGAGAAAGAAGUCCAGCAGGACGAGAGUAACCUGGGUGUGAAAGUCACCAUUCGGCUGGUGGCUCUUGAUGAGGAAGGUAACGAGCUGGCCUUUCCAAACGAGCAAAUAACAUAUCUCCAUAUCGUUCGAUACGGUUCUCCUCCCGUGCAUAUGCACGGUGCGGAACAUGAGGAAGACAAGCGACCCUGGGUUGUCAAGGUCGUCAAGCGCGAGGCUACGAUCGGUCCACACACAUUCCACCUACACGAGAUUUAUGGACUCUCUGCCAACUCCACAACUGCUACACACACAGUAGCACCUACAGCGCCUCCCGCACUAGAAACGCACUCUUACCCUCCAACCUCACCACCAGCAACGUCUACGCCAGCAUUGCAAGACGACGGCACAUCGUCGGAAUGUCUCCUAUGCCUCUCAUCGCCUCGAGAAGUUGUCCUGCUCCCAUGCAGACAUCUCGUCGCCUGCCGAGAAUGCGCCGUGAACAUGAUUGAAUUUGGUGCAGGCGGAACCAUCGCGCGCACCGAAAGCAACGAUGGUACUUCUGCAUCAGUUCCUGCGGGAGAUGAAAGCACCCCUGCGAAUGUCGAAACCGAUGGUGCCACGGGCGAGGAAGGCGGCGAAGGUAGUGCCCCAGCUCCUACGCCUUCGGACCCUACCGCUGCCAUUCAACCAGUCCCCACACCUGUGAUUAUACCCGCCGUUAACAAUCACCGUAGAAAACGAAAGGCUAAAGGGUGGUUCUGUCCCGUCUGUCGUCAACGUGAGUGCCAACUUAUUGUCAUUGUCUCCGUUGUUAUGCCGGAUCUAACUGACGUGAAUGCAAAUUAGCGUACACAUCUAUGCUCCGUAUCACUACUACACCUCCGUCGAAGGAUAUCACCGAUGACGAUCAACAAGAAUCUUCUGACAUGGGUGAAGAUAUUGCCGGCCCUCCACCUCAGUCCCCUGCCAUACCUCAGCCGCUUGCUGUCCCUCCUCCUGCGGCACGACUUACUCGUCCUGGACGCCCUGGUUUCCUCAGGGCUUUCUCUCGGGGAAAUAUUCAGCAACCACCUGAUGUCGAGAGGGGUGCCGCCGCCUCUGCUAACUAGACAGGAUCAUCCUCCUUCCCGUCGUUCCUCAGGCUGCUCUGACAUUUCAUCCUGAUCCCAUUAGUUCGCGGUUAUUUUGACUCCCUCAUUGAUUCACGCUAUCGGUACCUCCUCGUAUACACGCUUCCCUUGCUUCGUUUUGGCAUAUGGCUGCGUUUUGGUUACCCUAAUUUUUCUUGUCGUCGUUUCUUGCUUCUUGCUUGAUAUUCCAUCAUCUUAUUAUAUCUCCUACAUGUCUGGUUACGGGGCUCACAUUUUGACUCGUAUGUACUAUAUGUACCAUGUACCAUUGUACCAUCACCGACAGUGCUUUUUGGAUCUCAAUUUUUUUUUCUCUGCUCACAAGCGAUGUCACUAUUCGAUCUGGCCGGUUGUGGUGUCUGAAACUGAAGCGUGUAUGUUGUC
Messenger RNA from Somion occarium, 2586 nucleotides. The record is from the annotation of a GenBank genome assembly. Lineage: Eukaryota; Fungi; Basidiomycota; Agaricomycetes; Polyporales; Cerrenaceae.